AUAGCAAAAAUCAACGGAGAAGCUCCUUUCUAUCUUCUUCUUCAUCAAAUUCAUCCGAAUUGGUCACUGCAAUUCAAUUAAUGGAGGCUGAUUGCACAUCUUUGAGCUGGGAAUUCUGCACUCAUCAAGAUGGAAUGGAAGAGCUUAGGUAUGCUCUUUUCUACACGAAUUUGGAGCUUGAAACAACAAUCAUGUCAGCUAAGGAGGAGAUUUCGAGGAGAGAAUGUGAAAUUAUGAACUUGAGGGAUCUUCUCGACAGAGCCAUUAAAGAGAAAGAUGAAUUUGAAGCAAAAUGUGGUAAGCUAAUGUUGGAAAAUUUGUUUCUGCUUGAACAGCACAAGAAUCAGGAACUUGAAAUCACUCCACAAAGUGAUAGUGACUCUAGCAAGAUCUUUGAUUGUUCUGGUUCUGAUGAUAACGCAACUCAAUCUCCACAAACUGACCCGAUUGUGGGAGAGCCAUUGUUAUUAAAAGAUCUCCCACCAACUGUUUGUAAAAAUGCCUGUAAGAAUGAGAAGCCAUUGUUAUCUCAAGAACUCCCACCAACUGUUUGUAAAAAUGCCUGUGAGAAUGAGAAGCCAAUGUUAUCUCAAGAACUCCCACCAACUGUUUGUAAAAAUGCCUGUGAGAAUGAGAAGCCAUUGUUAUCUCAAGAACUCCCACCAACUGUUUGUAAAAAUGCCUGUGAGAAUGAGAAGCCAAUGUUAUCUCAAGAACUCCCACCAACUGUUUGUAAAAAUGCCUGUGAGAAUGAGAAGCCAAUGUUAUCUCAAGAACUCCCACCAACUGUUUGUAAAAAUGCCUGUGAGAAUGAGAAGCCAAUGUUAUCUCAAGAACUCCCACCAACUGUUUGUAAAAAUGCCUGUGAGAAUGAGAAGCCAAUGUUAUCUCAAGAACUCCCACCAACUGUUUGUAAAAAUGCCUGUGAGAAUGAGAAGCCAAUGUUAUCUCAAGAACUCCCACCAACUGUUUGUAAAAAUGCCUGUGAGAAUGAGAAGCCAAUGUUAUCUCAAGAACUCCCACCAACUGUUUGUAAAAAUGCCUGUGAGAAUGAGAAGCCAAUGUUAUCUCAAGAACUCCCACCAACUGUUUGUAAAAAUGCCUGUGAGAAUGAGAAGCCAUUGUUAUCUCAAGAACACCCAACUGUUCGUAAAAAUGCCUGUGAGAAUGAGAAGCCAUUGUUAUCUCAAGAACACCCACCAACUGUUUGGAAAAAUGCGUGUGAGAAUAAGAUGCCAUUGUUAUCUCAAGAACUCCCACCAACUGUUCAUAAAAAUGCCUGUGAGAACGAGAAGCCGUUGUUAUCUCAAGAACCCCCCUCAAGUGUUUGGAAAAACGCCUGUGAGAAGCAAUUGCCACAGAAAGGCAAGCUUCUACAGGCAGUGAUUGAAGCUGGCCCCCUUCUCCAGAAUCUCCUCCUUGCCGGGCCGCUGCCUCAUUGGCAGCACCCGCCACUGCUCAUCAACUCAAGCGACAUCCCACCGGUGAUCAUCUCACCUCGCCCUUCACGGCCCCUAGCUCAAAGCUCUGCCAUUGACAUUAGAAAGAGAACCCAUUCACAUCUCUCUGAGGUCUCUCAACAUUCCCAGAAGCAUCAAAAAGUGGCCCAGUAAUAUUCCAAGUAACUCUGAUCCCUCAUUCUCUCUACUUCUUUUCAAUACCCAUCUACUGAAUUACUGUCAUCUUUUUUUCUUUGUGCUGUGACUGUGAGAUGUAUAAUCUGGAGAUUGUCUGUUCCAUUCUCUUUCAAAUCACAGUUACACCCAACAAAAAAACUGGGUGAAUUCUCAUUCACUUCGUUCCAAAAAUCAAGUACAAAGCUCUUUGAAC
This is a messenger RNA of Cucurbita pepo subsp. pepo (vegetable marrow), 1830 nucleotides long. RefSeq lists its product as uncharacterized. The record is from RefSeq and is a predicted model, not a curated record. NCBI's taxonomy places the organism in Eukaryota, Viridiplantae, Streptophyta, Magnoliopsida, Cucurbitales, Cucurbitaceae.